Penicilliopsis zonata CBS 506.65 is the source of this 1241-nucleotide messenger RNA. RefSeq lists its product as hypothetical. The record is from RefSeq and is a predicted model, not a curated record. The transcript is spliced from 2 exons. Bases 147 to 1160 code for a protein of 337 amino acids. NCBI's taxonomy places the organism in Eukaryota, Fungi, Ascomycota, Eurotiomycetes, Eurotiales, Aspergillaceae.
UUUGUGUGACAAGUGAAACUACCUUUAUCUUUAGAUCUUUAUUUCAUUCAUCUAAUCUUCUAUCACUCACUAGAAUGCCUGCCAUAUAACAGGCUGUCAGAAUGGUCUAGAACUCCGAGCGAAAGAACACCAGAAACACAGACACAAUGAGUGCAUCUCGAAUAAGCAGAGUGCCCGUCAAAAAGGCCCAGGGGGCAGGAAAGCUGGGGAACCAGGGGAAACUAAGCCGUGCCUCUCCCCAGUUUGUAAGCCCCCCGACGACGUCGUUACCAAAACGCGCGAACCCGCUCCUGACGAACCCACCCCGCGAAGUCCGACGACGGCUGUCACCGAAAGGCAUGGCGUUUCUUGGGAUGGGAGUGUUGGUGGGCAGCGCAUACGUGGGGAUGCUGUACGCCUCGUACCAGCGCGAUCUGGAGCGGUCGCGAACGUUACAGAUCCCACCCGACGUGUCGGACCGGUACCAGCGCACGGCGGCCAGCUACGACGCAGAGGUUGACAUGUCGGAGACACUGAUGCGUAUGGGGACCAAGCGGGAGGAGCUGGUGAAGCGGGCGCGCGGCGACGUGCUCGAGGUCAGUUGCGGGACGGGGCGGAACAUGGAAUACUACGAGCUGGGGGAGAAGGUGGUUAUUGACAGCAAGGGCCGGGCGAGUGUGCAGGGUUGUCGAAGCGUGACGUUUAGCGAUCUCAGUCCGGAGAUGGUGGAGCUUGCACGGCAAAAAUACGAAGUGAAGAUGAAGGAUAAGAACAAGAACAAGAACAAGAACAAGGAGAAGGUCCAAGUCUCCGUCGCCUUUAAAGCACAAGAUGCAGGGAGCAUUGCACCUCCGGAAGGCCGCCCCCAUUUCGAUACGGUGGUGCAGACGAUGGGCCUGUGCUCGAUGCCGGAUCCUGUGGGCGUGCUGCAACAUCUGGGGAGCAUCACGGAGCCACGCGAGGGUCGGAUCCUACUGCUGGAGCAUGGCCGGUCGCACUACGCCUGGGUGAACCGGAUCCUGGACGACGUCGCGCCUGCCCACGCAGAUAAGCAUGGCUGCUGGUGGAACCGCGACAUCGGCGAGAUCGUGCGGCAGAGCGGGCUGGAAGUCGUCGAGAUGAAGCGGUGGCAUCUCGGCACGACAUGGCAGUUUGUCCUGAGGCCAAUAGAGAAAGUAUAGUGUUUGUAUGUAUAGUGUGUAGUGUAUGUGUGUAGUGUAUUAGUAAAUAGAAUAUUUCUACCUAGGUAGUAUUGACGACAU